AUGGCUUCAAUGGCACCGUCGGAGGAGCAGAUCUCGCAAGUCAUUGACUUUGCAGGUCUCAAUCCCCACGAUGACCGAACCAUGGUUAUUCAGGCGCUCAAGGACACUGGCGGCAAUGUCGAGGCGGUUGUUAUGCAGUAUUUUGAUAAUCCCGAGUCGUUUCGACAAAAAUUUACGAGUGUAUGGGACGAGAGCCUAUUCCAAGCGGAUAGGGAUGGCACCGUCAACCCUGCAGCAUUUCAUAUCGAGUCGAUAAACAAGAACGAUGGUAUUAAGAGCAACACCCCGCCGCUAGAAGGAUAUGGGCCUAUGGCACCGUCGCGACCCCCAUCGAGAUCAAACGGCCGGUCGCCACUGGGUAGAAUGGUGGACUGGGCGGCAGGAGAUACGCCGGCGGGAUCGGCCGCACCGUCCACCAGAGAAGACGAAGAUAUGCAAAGGGCACUUAGAGAGUCUGCCCAGGAAGCUGGCAUUGCAUUGCCAGAACAGCAAUCCGGCCUCAUGAGUACACAGUCAACGUCAACUCCCUACUUCGGCCCCGCGAACCGAAACGACUAUGAUCAGGGUAGCUGGGCUAUGGUCCCGGCCGGGCCCUCAGAAUCUCAAGUGCCCUCCGCCCCUGCGCCGUCAUUACGAAAACGGAUGACUGGAGCACCAGCUUUCUUGGUCCAAGGCAUAAGCACAGUGGGCAACCAUGGACUUGGCGGUCUUCUUACUGUACUACACCAGAUUCCUUUGGCAAGGAAUGCUUUGCUAGAGACUGGUGCACCUGCUGCAUCGUAUGGAUUCAACAGCGAGUGGUGGAAGGGCCAGGAGAUCUUACCAACACACGCACUUGCACGACUGCAAGCAGGAGAUCUCCAAUGGGGAAACCAGGAUGAGAGUAAACCUGAUGUAGAAGAAGAAAUUCAUCGACUUAUGGCAUUCUUGGACUCAACAGAACGAAGUUAUGGAAGCGUCAGUGUCCUCACGGACCUGAUUCCGUAUCCUAGCUUGGGGCCCGAGAAGCAAUUUUACGAGUACCUGGGACCAAAGAAUGAGGAAAAGCUGAAGCCACUGAUACACUCAGCCGCGCUUUCUACUGUGUUCGGUGACGACCUGGGUGACGAAGAGGCUAAAUUUGGACUCUUGGAGAUGGAGCAUUUGCGCAGCGACUACACGUACAUCAAGACUGUUUACGAGUCAUUAGAUCACACCAUGUGGAGCGACGUUUUGUCCUGGAACGAGCUACACGAAGGGUCAAAGAUGGCCAUGUUCACAGAGAUGGGUGAAGUUCUGGCUAUCAAAAUUAAUGGUGAUGGACCACAGGACUCUAUUGAUAUCCCUGAAAAGUUGUACUUGGAAAAGUACCAAACAAACCGCAAGGAUGAGGCUCGGCGUAUCCAGAUGUCAUGGUGCGACACCAAGAAUGCCAUCAUGCAAAUCGCAAAAGAAGAACAGCAGCUAUUCGAGUGGCGCAAUGACUGGGACCAUCAAAUGAUGGACAAAAAACAAAUGAUAGAAAAGGCUAGGAAUCAGUGGCAGGUAUAUAGCGACUACCUGCUCGGGCUGGGCAAGUUUCGAGGCAUGGUGGCAUCUGGCUUUGAUACGGACAGUUAUCCAGACUACCGAAAGGCUCCUUGUGAACUGAGCGAGAGCGAAAAUAGCGCAUUGGGGAGAGUCGAUGAGGUGUUGCAGACGCUUCUCCGCAUGCUCACUGAUAUUGAUAAGAGGUUAAGUUCCCUCAACUCACAGAUGGAACAAAUCAUGUCCAAGCAAAGGUUCCUUGGCCGGCUUCUCACACAACCCGAGAAACAAAAUAGACCACGGCCUAUGACGUGUAAAGAAUUUCUUCUCCGGGGAGUGGUAACACCGUCAGACGUUACCUAUGUCUGCCAACGAGCUGAACCGGAUCUGAUAGAAUUGGGGGAGCAGCCCAAACAAUUGGACCAGUGGUGGCGGUUGGCCUACGCCCCGAAUGGGGAGCAACCAGUACAGGCUGAGAAAGUAGAGAUUGAACGUGUGCUACGGGAUGUCUGGCAAGAAACCAAGACACCAUUGAUGGUUUACGCAACUGAGACAGCCUUGAAUGCUGUACGAGCGCCUUUGACAGCACCACUACAACGGUUCGCAACGGCUGAAAAUAAGGCGUUCCGCCAAGAACUUCAUCAUGAAGCCACCCAAGCGGCAGACGCAGAAGCUGGCGAAGGGAAGAAAACGCCAGGAUCAGGGCCGAUAGAUCCCAUUUCACCAUCCAAGAGAAAGCAUCGGGCAGAUAGUGUUGAUUCCAUGGAUAGCAAUCGCGCAUCGAUAGGAAGUGAUGAUGCCCAAAACGGAUUUGAUAAUCCAUUUGAGGAUGGACAGACGUCAACAGCCACUAUGACAGCAUCAGCCACGCCUGUUACAACGACAGCUAAUGAGACGCACCCGGACUUGGACACGGAAGCAACAGAAGUGAGGAUGGUGGCAGCGGCAUCAACUGUGGAACAGUGA
Metarhizium brunneum ARSEF 3297 is the source of this 2472-nucleotide messenger RNA. Lineage: Eukaryota; Fungi; Ascomycota; Sordariomycetes; Hypocreales; Clavicipitaceae. The record is from RefSeq and is a predicted model, not a curated record.